AUGGUUGCCGUCACUGUAUAUUUAGCUGCGAUUGCCAUCGGUCUCACCGUAGCCUUUUUCAAAUUCAUCUACCGUCGAAGACGCCCUAACGAGCCCGAAAUCGUACCUGGCAACCUUUUAUGGGGAAAUGGAGCAGAAUUUGCGGAACAUGCUGUCAACUUUUUACAUCGAUGUCAGAAGAAGUUUGGAGAUAUAUUUACCAUUCGACUACUUAAUCAGUACAUUACAUUAGUUCUUGAUCCACAUUCUUAUGAAAACCUGGCCCGGGAGAAGGUGUUCGAUUUUGAUCCAAUCCAGCGACAAGUCAAUCACAAUGUAUUUAAUUUUGAGUUGAUUGACGCUAGGAAGAUGUUAUCUGAAGCUGGAAAGAAGGUUAAUGGUCGGUUUUUGACCACUGGUAUGAGAAAUUUCGCAGAUAACCUGAAGAACGCCUUUGCAAAAGUAUCAACAGUUGAUGAAAAUGGCAACAUUUAUCAAACCAUUGGUGACAACUGGGGCCAGGAUGGACUUCGAGAUCUGACCUCAAAAACGCUCUUUUCUGCCCUGUUUUACACAAUUUUCGGACAGGGAGAUGCAAUAGAGACUUUUGAGCCUCAGACCUUUUACAAGAACUUCGACAGCUUCCACAAAUACUUCAAUUAUUUAUGGUUGGGAUUACCAGUCAAGUUGUUCCCAAAAGCCACAGCAGCAUUGAACGUAUUGAGUCAGCAACCAACUUCUGAUGAAAUGUUAAAAAGACCUGGUGUAUCAGACUACAUCAAAUUCUCCACAGAAUUCAUGAAAGCUAACAACCAAUCUGAACAAGAUAUUGUCGGUCACAACUUGGUCUUUCUUCACGUCAACUACAACACAUUUCGUCUGGCAUUUUGGGUUUUGUAUCAUAUCCUGGACGAUAGAGCAACUUUUAUGGCAUUACAUAAAGAAGUUCAAGAUCUGGUUGAAAGAAAGACAGAGACAGCAACGGAAAAUGGUCCUCUUGGAAUCAGCAUUGAAGAAUUUGAUAAACUUCCUAUUUUAGACAGUAUAAUCCGUGAAACAUUGAGAGUAACAAGUGGUGUGUUUAUGGUAAGAUAUAUUACCCAAGAUGUAGAAUUUGAAAUGGACAAUGGAGACAAAGCUCUGAUGAGAGAAGGUGAUAGAGUAGCAAUGUAUCCACCAGCUAUCCACAAAGACCCAGAAAUAUUUGAAGACCCCGAGAUUUUCAAACACGACAGAUUCGUUGACGCCAAAUUUUACAAAAAUGGAAAAGAACUGAAAAACCCUUUGGUCGCCUUUGGUUCUCUCUGUCCUGGUAAAAAAUAUUCUUUGCUUCAAACAAAAUGGUUUUUAGUCAAUUUAAUGAACUCUUUUGAUGUGAGACUAGUAGAAGGUCAAAAAACAGAAUGUGAUGUCAAUUAUUAUGGCCACGAAAUUUUACCACCAACCAAUGAUGUUCAAGUUCAGUACCGUCUUAAAGAAAAAUUUCAAGAAUUAGACUUUUUAGCCAGACGUCAGUGUUGA
Molecule: messenger RNA, 1500 nt
Organism: Lottia gigantea (owl limpet)
Lineage: Eukaryota; Metazoa; Mollusca; Gastropoda; Lottiidae
Exons: 4
Coding region: 1-1500 (499 amino acids)
Biological process (GO): cholesterol homeostasis; bile acid biosynthetic process
Molecular function (GO): heme binding; iron ion binding; steroid hydroxylase activity
Source: RefSeq, a predicted model, not a curated record